UUAAGUUCUCAGAAUGAGAACCAAGGUUCUCAUGAAAACCUAGGUUCUCAUUUGAAAACUUGGGUUCUUGAAGCCAUGUGCAAUCUUCAAGCGAGAACCUAGGUUCACAUUCUGAGAACCUAGGUUCUCAUUCUUAGAACCAAGGUUCUCAUGAGAAACCUAGUUUCUUGGGAUUAUGCGUCGAACCGCUUGCCAUAUCCGUUCACAAUAGCGCCAUUGCCCUGCGGUGUGACGUCAGCAAAAGUGGGUGAUCACGUGACUAUCCCUUGCACAGGAUAUUUCGGUUGCGAUCAAGAUGACGUCAGAAUGGUGACAUGGUUCAUGAAAGCCAAGGCUAGCGAUUAUAGCUCGUGGACAGAAGUUCCUGCAGCAGACGACAGAAUCACGCAAACACAGAUCGACAACCAUGACGGCGUCUUGGCGUCAAAUAUGACCGUCUCCAACGUCGAAGUUCGGGACGCAGAUCUUGAGUUUAUUUGCAUCCUCUUCUCUGACCAGUAUUUGGAGGGUCAGACGAAAGUGGUCACAUCACUCUACGUCGUAAAUGAAAAGAAGACAGGGGCGGACGCAUCGAUGUUUCUUCCGGUGAUAAUCAUUCCUGCAGCAGCAGCGUCCGUUGUCUUGGUGACGUUACUAGCAAUGUGUUUAUGUCACCUAAAAGCGAGGCGGAACUUAAAAUCUGCGUCAGACGGAAACGUUAGUGACGCCACGCGGUUCAUUCACAGACAGAUCGUUAUGACCGACGCAGUUAAGCCGAGUCUUGUUUGAUCUGAGACCUUGUGUUGUAUCAAAGAUUUCGCAGGAAAUUUUAAGUAACGACGAAAUUUUGCAGUUUAGAACAUAGUCGCUUUAAUGUGAUCUGAAUGUACCUGAUAUAAAAGGGCUUGUGGCAAAAUAAAACAAAACUUUAUACAAUGUCAUCAUUCGAUUUGCAUUAGAUAAUGGUACUUUAUACAAUGUCAUCAUUAGAUUUGCAAUAGAUAUUGGUACUUUAUACAAUGUCAUCAUUAGAUUUGCAAUAGAUAUUGGUACUAUACAUUGUCAUCAUUAGAUUUGCAAUAGAUAUUGGUACUAUAUAUACAAUGUCAUCAUAAGAUUUGCAAUAUAUUUUGGUACUUUGGACGCGUACUGUUUCGGAUAUAAAAGAUAUCGCGCUGUGUAUGUUUCCAACGAUGGUGAAUAUUUUUUUUUGCACUUAAUUUCAUUGAUAUAAGGAUAAGAAUACUGUGCGCAAUAUUCAAUAUGCAGACGUUAUAACACAGCGCUGUAUUGGUUACUUUUCAAUUACGUAUUUGACAUGCUGUCCAUGCCAACCUUUCUCUUGAUCUGUGCGCAUUUAUUUACUGAAUGUUGUUAACUUGUCAUUUGUUAUAUUAAUAUCGCUCUAGGAAAAUCGGGAUUGGCUCAUGUGCUUAAAGUGUCGUCCAAGAUUAUCCUGUACAAUCAGCACAGACUAAUCAGGGACGACACUUAACGUACAUGUAUUAAGCCCCGUUUUCACAGAACGUUGCUUAUAUCAUGAUGUAUUGAUAUACGUGUAUACAUUUUUCAUGGAGUGUUUAAUUGUUUCUUCAAUUGAUUGUUCAAAUUGUUAAUUAUUGUUAAUAUACAUUUUAAUUAUGUUGAUGUAUAUACAUGUAUAUGUUAAUAUAUUACGGUACUUGUCAAAUAUUGUUCGUCCAUGUUGUGUCAAAUAUUUAUUUGAAAAUAUGUUUACAUG
This is a messenger RNA of Dreissena polymorpha, 1720 nucleotides long. RefSeq lists its product as uncharacterized. The transcript is spliced from 3 exons. NCBI's taxonomy places the organism in Eukaryota, Metazoa, Mollusca, Bivalvia, Myida, Dreissenidae. Bases 151 to 768 code for a protein of 205 amino acids. The record is from RefSeq and is a predicted model, not a curated record.